GUGCACCCCUCUUGGGCUCCGUUGACCCGGUCCGAGGCCUGAUGACAGGCAACAACAUGGGCUUGCCCUUCUCCCAUGCGCUAGCUAAAAAUAUGGCAAUGACAUUUGGUACCAUGCCUUGGUUUACGCCUCAUCACGGUAACGCUUCGCAUGUGAGUGGACAGAGUAGGGCCAACGAGAUCCGACCACACGGCCA
Molecule: messenger RNA, 196 nt
Organism: Sphaeroforma arctica JP610
Lineage: Eukaryota; Ichthyosporea; Ichthyophonida
Exons: 1
Biological process (GO): lipid metabolic process
Source: RefSeq, a predicted model, not a curated record